AUGAGGAACAACAAGAAAAAAGACAAAACUAGGACAAAACCUAAAAUAACUAUGAAAAGAGCAUUUUCUCAAUUCUCAACGGUGCUCUCUAAGGCAGAGAAUGAAGAUUUGAGAUCUACUUUGCGGCUAUUAACGAAAGGUUCUUCAACCAUAGGGGAAACAAUACAAGGCGGGAACCAUUUACCACAUCGUUUGGAUGCUACUACAAAGACAAGUGCUCAAACAGAUAAGAAGCAUGUGGAUACCAUCUUAAAAGUGUUAAAUUCCACACUACCUGAUCCAAAGAGGAAUAUUAAGAGAAUAAAUACCCAUUAUGAUGUACUAUUUGGACAAUUGCAAAAGAUAAUCACGGAAUCCAUUGCAACUUCAUCGCCAAGUUCAUCCCCAAAAGCAAGGAACACUACCUCUCUUUCUAGUGAUCAAUUAUAUGAUAGGUUAAUGCUGUUGCAGUAUACGAAUGAAUUAAAGAUUUCUGAUAUCAUUAAGAUUUUAUUAUCGAAAAACUUCCAGAAAUUCCCUGAAUUAUUAUCCAAUAUUAAUGUGUUUAAACCAAUAACUCAAUUAGAAAUAUUAAUAAUAGCAUACUAUAGAACUAAAGAUGUAAAACUUCUUGAAACAUACAAUACAGAAUGGUUACAUCGUUAUCAUGAUUUACAUGUGUCAAUACAGAGAAUCCUUUGGAAAUGUCAACCAAGAACUAUCCCAAUCGAAGACAUUAUUGAACAGAUUCCUCAAUGGUCCGCUCCAAAGGAUUUCAUAAUAAUGUAUCAAAGUUUAUAUACUGACAUUAACAGAUUACCCAUGGUAGAUGAAUCGUUACAAGGCAAUUUUACGAAAAAUCAAAAGAUAUUUAUUGACUCGUUACGAAUAGUUGAUAAAUUUACUGGUGUGACGGAUAAGACAAAACAAUGGCUCAUUCAAAUUGUUAAAUUGAGCAUUGAAGAUAAAUUAACAUUUGAAACUGUUGAACAUAUUGAUGGUAAGAAUAUAUCCCUUUAUCAAUUCAAAUUCUUAAGGUCGUUAGAGUUAAUUCUUCAAAAUUUCCAAAAGUUUAUGGCAAAGCAAGAACUAGCAGUACAAGAGAAUGAGUCCACGCGAGAGUUACUAAAUGAAUUGCAAGGAAUACUGGAGGAUAUCAACACUGAAGAGCAAGAAAUCAAGACGCAGAUCUCACUAAAGUUCAUAUAA
Messenger RNA from Naumovozyma castellii, 1188 nucleotides. It is a transcript of the gene SMT1, whose product is annotated as Smt1p. Lineage: Eukaryota; Fungi; Ascomycota; Saccharomycetes; Saccharomycetales; Saccharomycetaceae. The transcript has a single exon. The record is from RefSeq and is a predicted model, not a curated record. Bases 1 to 1188 code for a protein of 395 amino acids.